AUGGCAGAAGGUAGGCGCGUUAUGCCAAAAUGUAACCCAGAAGUUCGCAUUGGUAAUUACAUAAUUGGCGAAACUUUGGGUGUUGGCACUUUUGGGAAAGUUAAAGUUGGCAUACACAAGUCCACAGGAGUUCAAGUUGCUGUGAAAAUUGUAAACAGAGAUAAAAUCAAAGCUCUUGAUGUUGCGGGGAAGUUGCGUCGUGAGAUCCUCAAUCUUUGGCUGUUCCGUCAUCCUCAUAUCAUUAAAUUGUAUCAAGUUAUUAGUACUCCAACUGAUAUAUUCAUGAUAAUGGAGUACGUUAGUGGCGGAGAAUUGUUUGAUUUUAUCGUGAAGUCUGGCAAAUUGUCCGAAAAGGAUGCUAGGAAGUUUUUUCAGCAAAUAAUUUCUGGCGUCGCUUACUGCCAUCGCCACAAGGUUGUGCAUAGGGAUUUGAAGCCUGAAAAUUUGCUUCUAGAUUCUAAUCAAAAUGUGAAGAUUGCCGAUUUCGGACUAUCAAAUAUGAUGCAAGAUGGUGAGUUUCUGCGCACCUCUUGUGGGUCACCAAAUUAUGCAGCUCCUGAAGUGAUUUCAGGAAAGUUAUAUGCUGGUCCAGAAGUGGAUGUAUGGUCUUGCGGAAUCAAAGCUGGUUAUUUCCAUCUACCUGAAACUUUGAGCGCGGGUGUACGUGAUCUUCUUCGAAGAAUGAUCACUGUGGAUCCGAUCAAACGCGCGACAAUCGAGGAAAUCAGGCGUCAUCCAUGGUUUUCAGUCGAUCUUCCUAGUCACCUUUUCCCUCAAGAACGAGACGAGGAUGCGUCUAUCAUUGAUAAGGAAGCAGUUUACGAAGUUUGCCAAGCGUGUAAUGCAACAGAACGUGAAGUAUUUGCUGCUUUGCUAAACAAUGAUCCCAGCGAUCAUUUAUCAGUUGCUUAUCAUCUUAUCAUAGACAAUAAGCGUUUUGGAUCAGUCUUGAAUCCAGAGGAAGUAAACAAUUUUUACGUAGCUACAGGUGUAGACUCACCUUCUUCUACAGCACCAAGUACGUCUAGUAGUCCUCCUGGAUCACUAGCUCAUUCUCAUCCUGGGACUGGAGGUCAAAGUCACUCAUUGAGUCCAAAUUAUGGUAAUAGUGGUGGUGUUACUGGUUUGAAGAAUCGGACUAUCUCUCCAACUAGACCUCAUCCAGAACGGAUGCCAGAUGGACCACCAUUGUCUAGGACAUUGGAUCCCAUGGGUGAUUCAUCGUUACCUGGACCAACUGGUACAGCAGAAACAAGUUCAACAGGUCACGUUUCUACUCCAGCUCAAUCUGCCGUUGCAGCGGGGGCUGCUGCUGCUGCGGGAAUGAAACGCUUUAAGUGGCAUUUGGGUAUACGUUCUCAGUCUCGACCCUGGGAUAUUAUGCAUGAAGUAUUUAAAGCUAUGAAUUCUCUGGGAUAUGAAUGGAAAGUUGUGAAUCCUUUCAAUGUGCGGGUUAGAAAAUGGAAUCCAAUACUUCAGCAUUAUUCCAGACUUGUAUUACAACUCUAUCAGGUGGAUGCAAGAUCAUACCUACUUGAUUUCAAGUGUAUCGAUGAGAGUCAAUUAGAGGCUGAUUCCGUAAUGGGUAGACUACGUUCAAACAAUAUGUCAGUGUGUCUUGAUUCAUGCAACACAACUCCUCCUGCGGCUAUGGGAACCUCAACAUACAGUGUAGAUGGCAGUUUUUCAGGCAGCACCGGCUCUGUUAGCCCGCUACCAACGUAUGGCUCAGAUGGCCAGAAUACCGCUGAAUUUUCUCGAUCGUCUUCGACGGCUCAUCAAGAGACCUCAAUGAACAGAAGAACUAAACGGCACCAAACAAUGGAAUUCUUUGAAAUGUGUACUGAAUUGAUAACAACACUAGCUCGAUGA
Messenger RNA from Heterobilharzia americana, 1872 nucleotides. Lineage: Eukaryota; Metazoa; Platyhelminthes; Trematoda; Strigeidida; Schistosomatidae. The record is from the annotation of a GenBank genome assembly.